Messenger RNA from Sphaerulina musiva SO2202, 1358 nucleotides. RefSeq names its product MFS general substrate transporter. NCBI's taxonomy places the organism in Eukaryota, Fungi, Ascomycota, Dothideomycetes, Mycosphaerellales, Mycosphaerellaceae. Gene Ontology annotation, biological process: transmembrane transport. Gene Ontology annotation, molecular function: transmembrane transporter activity. The record is from RefSeq and is a predicted model, not a curated record. Gene Ontology annotation, cellular component: fungal-type vacuole membrane. The coding region runs from base 186 to 1349 and encodes 387 amino acids. The transcript has 6 exons.
CUCCGAUCAACCUUCCCGACGAGAAAGACACAGCCUCCGACGGAAAGCCAGAGUCGCUCGCCGACCGCAAUGCCACAUACGAUCACGCUCAGCUCCCCGGAGCGCCAAACAACACUGCUGGACCACCAGGCGGGCCAAUUCCCAAUGGUGGAAUCAAAGCGUGGAUACAGGUGCUUUCAAGCUGGAUGCUCUUCUUCAAUACAUGGGGCAUUCUGAAUACCUUUGGAGUAUACCAGACCUACUACGAGAGCGGACAGUUGUUCGUAGAGACCUCGAGCAACAUCUCAUGGAUCGGCUCGAUUCAGUCGUUCAUGGUCCUCCUGGUGGGCGCAUUCGUGGGUCCCAUCUAUGACCGAGGACAUUUCAGGGCCCUUCUCAUCGCAGGCUCGUUUCUCAUUGUAUUCGGACACAUGAUGCUCAGCCUGUGCACCGAAUUCUGGCAAUGUCUACUCGCACAGGGGUUUGUGAUUGGCAUCGGAGGUGGUUGUCUCUUUGUGCCUUCAGUGGCCAUCUUGCCAACAUACUUCUCGACCAGAAUUGGUCUGGCCAUCGGCCUGGCUGCAAGCGGGAGCUCGAUGGGUGGUAUCAUCUACCCCAUCAUGUUCUACCGACUCAUCAACCACGAGAACCUUGGUUUCGGCUGGUCAGUGCGGAUCUUGGGUUUCACGGCACUGGCUACUUUGCUCAUCCCCGUCUUCUUGAUGCAGCAGAGAGUGAAGCCGCCAAGACCUAGGUCACUUGUCGACUGGACGGCGUUCAAAGAUGUCCCCUUUAUGACUUUUGUGUUUGGCUGCUUGAUAGGCUUCAUCGGACUCUACGUCGGCUUCUUCUACAUCAGCUUCUACGGUCAGCAUCGCGGAUACACCAGCGAUAGCCUCUCGUUCUAUCUGGUGCCUAUCCUGAAUUCUGGAUCCGUAUUUGGCAGAGUGCUUCCCAACAUCUUGAGCGACAAGAUUGGUCCUUUGAACGUCAUCGCGCCAGGAUCCACCAUUGUGGGUAUCGUCUUGUUUUGUCUGCUCGCAGUUCGCAAUGCAGGAGGAAUGGUCGUGGAAGCGCUGCUUUUCGGGUUCUUUAGCGGCAUCUUCGUCGCUCUUCCACCCGUCGUGAUCGUCGCACUCACCAAGGAUAAGAGCAAAGUGGGCACGAGAAUUGGAAUGGCAUUCGCAAUGAUAGGGUUCGGAGUCCUCGCAGGCGGUCCCGGAGGUGGCGCUAUCCUGGGCACGGGUGCAGCCAAAUUGCACUGGACGGGCACGUGGACAUAUGCUGGUGUCACCACACUCUUCGCCGGCAUGGUCUUUGUCGUUUUGAGAGUGAUGGUGGGAGGUACGAAACUCCAAGCAAAGGUUUAACAUCGACAG